Messenger RNA from Osmia lignaria (orchard mason bee), 1236 nucleotides. It is a transcript of the gene Fibroin2, whose product is annotated as silk fibroin 2. NCBI's taxonomy places the organism in Eukaryota, Metazoa, Arthropoda, Insecta, Hymenoptera, Megachilidae. The record is from RefSeq and is a predicted model, not a curated record.
GUCCCGUUCGGCAUCAAUCAGCGAAGCUGCGUCGAACAUGAAGAUCCCAGCAUUACUCGUCACGUCUCUGCUCGUCUGGGGGCUGGCCGAGGGCCGCGUGGUGGGUGUCGAGAAUAGCCAUGGCCUCGAGAAAUCCUCAGUAUCGUCGUCAUCGAUUAAGGUCGGAACAGCACGUGUGAGAGGCGAUGCAUCGGACGCGGGAGCGAUAUCCGUCCAAGACGCAUUGAACGUGGUCCGAGCAGGAGAGAGUGUAGGGUUGAACGUUGAUUUGGGCGCAGCCGCGCGGACCGCAGCUAAGGCCGCGGCUUCGCAAGCCGCCGAUACCGAGAAUGCCGAGGCUGGAGCCAAGGCAGCCAUCUUGAUGGCAAUCUCCAAACGCGAGGAGGCCAUCAAACUGAGCGAGAUCGCGCGUCAAAGAUUGACUACAGCUGCGAAGGCUGCCGAGGCACUGGUAUCUGCUGCUAGGAGGGCAGCCGAGCUGACAGCUGCCGCCAAGGCAGCAACGCAGGCAUCGGCGACCACAGCCGAGGCUGCUGCCCAAGCCCAAGUGAAGGCCAAUGCCGACUCGAUCAUCGCCAAGAAGGCCCAAGCUGCCGAGGCUAAAGCUGCCGCUGAAGCUGAAGUUAAAGCAAAGAUGGCGGCGAACGCAGCGGCCCAACUGUUGGCCAAAGCACGACUCGCGGCCAAGGAAGAAGCUUUGGCUACCAAACUUGCCGCAAUCGCGCAAGUCGCAAUCGCACGGGCUAGAAACGCGGUAGAAAAGGCACUGUCUGCUCAAUCCGGUGCCACGACUCAAUCUUCCAACGCCGUGAAAAUCGAAGGUCAAGCAGCGAACGCUGAAGGUACCGCUGUAGGACGACUUCAAACCUUGUUGGCCAUUAUCCAAACGGUGGCUGCCGCUGAAGCUGAUGCUGCAUCCAAAGCUUCAUCAUGGGCGAAACAGAUCAGCUCGAGCAAAUCAGACGUCCAAGUCAAAGGAUGGAAGUCCGGGUCCGUCUAAAGGAGUUGACGAAGAUCGAGAAUAUUAGCCAGCAGUUUUUUUUAGGGGCGAGUUAAGAGGCAAACAUGAUUUAACGAUCGUUGUCAUCUGAUACAGACGCGAUUAUUUAUCGAAUAAUUUCAUUAAAUAUGAUCGAUUUACCGGGAAUGAUUAUGAAGACAGAUAUGAAUGAUUAAAAACAGCUGAGAUUCGUCCGUGUAAUGUAUUAGCGGAAAUAAAUUGUCGUAGCAACCCGA